This is a messenger RNA of Balaenoptera ricei (Rice's whale), 4536 nucleotides long. It is a transcript of the gene SH3RF3, whose product is annotated as SH3 domain containing ring finger 3. The record is from RefSeq and is a predicted model, not a curated record. Lineage: Eukaryota; Metazoa; Chordata; Mammalia; Artiodactyla; Balaenopteridae. The transcript has 10 exons. Gene Ontology annotation, biological process: positive regulation of JNK cascade; protein ubiquitination; positive regulation of proteasomal ubiquitin-dependent protein catabolic process. Gene Ontology annotation, molecular function: metal ion binding; ubiquitin protein ligase activity; protein binding. Bases 1040 to 3526 code for a protein of 828 amino acids.
CCGCGUCUCCCCUCGCCUGCGCCUCCCGAGAAGGGGGUCGAGCGCGUCCCCAGGGGCGCCCUGCGCGAGGCUGGGGUCCGGCGGGCAGCGGCGCAGUCUUGGACGCGCGUCGCCGGGAGGACCCCGGCGCCCUUCCCUCCGCUUCGCUCGGCGUCCCGCGCCCACCCCGGCUCCGGAGCUGUCACUUCCGCGCGCCGCCGGGUAGGGGACCGGGCCGUCGUCGAGGAGGAUGCCCGGGUGUUGGCUGCGUCCCCAAGCUGCUGGCCGGCGCUGCCCAGGGAGGCGGUCCGCAUAGCGCCGCCCAAACUUUCCUUCGCGGCGGCGUCAGGCGGAAACAUCCCGCUCCGAGGCUCACGGAGAGCGAAGGGAAGCUCGGGCGCCAGAGGGGACAGGCCCGAGCCUGCGCGGGAGAGCGCCCCGGAGUUCCUGGGGGCCCUGGAGGCGCCCUAAGGGCAGGACUGGUGGCUGCGUGCGUCCAGGCGGAGGCAGGUCCAGGGCGCAGCUGCCCCUUCCCCGUGCCCCGCAGUGACCGUGACCUCCGCGCGCUCCCCGCGCACGUGCUCGCGGCCGAGGACAAGGAGGGGUCCCGCCGCGCCAGCUGGGCAGCCACUCGCGGGCAGGCCAAGGGCGCACAGAGGCGGUGCGGGGGAGCGCGCACGCUGCGCCCCCGCCUCCACGGCAUCGGACUGGCCGCUGCGAGCGCAGAGCCGCCGGGUGUUGUGCCCGCCCGGCAGCGCCGCUGGACUCCGUGCGGGGCGGACUCGCGGAGGGACAGGUGUAGCCCGUAUUCUGGGGCGCCUCGCGCCGAAGAACUGGGUGGGCUCGGCGGCCCGGAGGGGGCUCGCGGGGCUCGGAGCUCCGAUCCUUGCCACGCAGGCCGGUUGGCACCACUUGGCGCUGCCAGCCGCAGGGAAGGAAGUCGCGGCGCAGCCCGGUUCCCCAGCGGCUGUUCGGACGCGACCCUGGCGCCCACUGCCCGCGGCGGCCUCCGCAACGGCCCCGGGACCUAGAGGUGCGCGCCGCCGCCGGCGCCGCCCCCAUGCUGCUCGGAGCGCCCAGGCUGUGCGCGUCCAGGGCGGCCGCCGCUGCGCAGAGCGAGGGCGACGGCGACAGGCUGGGCGGGGACAUGGACGAGUCGUCGCUCCUGGACCUGCUGGAGUGCUCUGUGUGCCUGGAACGCCUGGACACGACGGCCAAGGUGCUGCCCUGCCAGCACACCUUCUGCCGCCGCUGCCUGGAGAGCAUCGUGUGCUCGCGCCACGAGCUGCGCUGCCCGGAGUGCCGCAUCCUCGUGGGCUGCGGCGUGGACGAGCUGCCCGCCAACAUCCUCCUGGUGCGCCUGCUGGACGGCAUCCGCCAGCGGCCCCGCGCCGGCGCCAGCCCUGGCAGCAGCCCGCCCGCGCGUCCUGGUCCGGGCCCCGGCCCCGGUUCGGGGGCGGCCUCGGCGCUCGCGGGUGCUGGGGGCAGCGCCCCUGGCUCCCCGGUUCUCCUCCCCGCGGCGACCAGCGCCAACGCCAGCCUGCGCGAGCUGGCAACCAGCAGGAGCGCGCCCCCAGCAAAGAGCCUUCCCCAGCCGUCCCCCAGCAAAGCCCUGCACAGCUGCGAGGGGAAGGAGCCCGGGGACCUCAGGUUCAGCGAGGGGGACGUCAUGGUCUUGCGGCACCGGGUGGACGAGCGCUGGUACCACGGCCUCCUGCCCGCCAGCUACGUCCAGGGCGUGCGACCCCUGCCCCAGGCCCCGCCCCAGGGCAAAGCACUCUAUGAUUUCGAGAUGAAGGACAGAGACCAGGACAAGGACUGCCUGACCUUCAGCAAGGAUGAAGUCCUGACUGUAAUCAGAAGAGUGGACGACAACUGGGCGGAGGGAAUGCUGGGAGACAAGAUCGGGAUCUUCCCCCUGCUGUACGUGGAGCUCAACGCCGCCGCCAAGCAGCUGAUGGAGAUGGACAGGCUGGGCCCGGCCUCAGCGUCCGGCUGCCUCGCCGUCGUGCCCUCUGACCCCGGCGCGGGGGCCAGCGCGGCCCCGGGUCCCACUUCGGGCAGCACAGGGGCGGUCAGCGCCUUCCAGCGGCGUGUGGACAGUAAGAAGAAUGCCAAGAAGCGGCACUCCUUCACAGCCCUCAGCGUGACGCACAAGUCCACACAGGCCGCCAGCCACAGGCGCUCCAUGGAGAUCAGCGCGCCCGUGCUGAUCAGCUCCAGCGACCCCCGGGCCGCGGCCAGGAUCGGGGACCUGGCGCACCUGUCCCGCAGCGCUCCCACCCAGGACGCCUCGGCCGGAUGCACCCCAGCGGCUGAACAGCAGGGCACGGCUCCCAAAGUCCAGCUGCCCCUCAACGUGUACCUGGCGCUCUACGCCUACAAGCCCCAGAAGAGCGACGAGCUGGAGCUGCGCAAGGGCGACACGUACCGCGUGCUGGAGAAGUGUCGGGACGGCUGGUUCAAGGGCACAGCGCUGCGGACGGGGCUCUCGGGCGUGUUCCCGGGGAACUACGUGACGCCCGUCUCCAGGGUUCCUGUAGGCGGGGCUGGGCCACCCCGGAAUAAUGCAGUCGGAGGGUCUCCGCUGGCCAAGGGGAUGGCCACAACCCUUCACCCAGGUGGUGGGAGUCUGAGUAGCCCGGCCACGGCCCUGAGGCCGGCCCUCCCCCUCACCAUGGCCCAGGCUCCAGCCCAGCACCAGGCAGUCUCGCCCGCACUGGGCAGUUGUCUGCGGCACUCAGUUCAGCCAGCGGCCAGCCAAGCCCGGAGCGCCGGCACCCCCGCUGCCCACCCGGCCCAGGCCCAGGGCCGGCCCACCGCCGCGGUGUCGCCCCUGCGCGCCCAGAGCCUGCCCGCCGUGGGGUCCCCGCAGCACAGCCCCCGGCCAGCCAUCCUGCUCACGUCGGCAGCCUCGGCCGUCACUCCUCCCAACGUCAGCGCCGUCCACCUCAACGGGGAGGCCGGAGCGGGCCCUGCGGGCGGCCGGUCAGCACCCAGCCCCACCAGCACAGGAGGUAGACCCGACGAGAGGAGAAGCGAAAGGAAAGACAAGAAGCCCGGGCUGCUGAAGCUACUGGCCGGCGCGUCCACCAGGAAGAAGUCGCGCUCCCCGCCGUCCACCUCUCCCACCCACGACCCCCAGGCAGCGGUGGACGCCUCACUCCAGGGCGCAGUGGGGCCCGAAGUGUCCUCACUGUCGGUCCACGGCAGGGCCGGGUCCUGCCCCGUUGAGGGCGAGAUGCAGGGGGCCUUGGGGUUGGAGCCGCUGCACAGGAAGGCGGGCUCCUUGGAUCUGAGCUUCCCGUCGCCCUCCCGGCAGGCGCCUCUCUCCAUGGCCGCCGUCCGCCCCGAGCCCAAGCUGCUGCCCAGAGAGAGGUACCGCGUGGUGGUCUCAUACCCGCCCCAGAGCGAGGCAGAGAUCGAGCUGAAGGAAGGGGACGUGGUCUUCGUGCACAAGAAGCGUGAGGACGGCUGGUACAAGGGGACCCUGCAGAGGAACGGCCGCACCGGCCUCUUCCCCGGCAGCUUCGUGGAGAGCUUCUGAGGCUGUGCCUGCCGCCCCCCAGGGACGGAGGUGCAGGGACCCCAGGGGAGCGGCCGCCCGAGGCCCCGGGUCCUUCUGGGGACCUGGCGGGGACGCCGGCACGUGCAGGACCCGGGGGCGAGGAGGUCAUGGCUUCCACCCGCCCCGUGUCCUCCGACGGGGAGCAGACGCGCCGGGGUGGUUGGCUGUCGGGAUGCCCCUCUGCAGUCUGCGGGCGGGGCCGGUGGGGGGUAGGGCCCCGCGCGUUUGGAGAGUGUCCUUUGGGCGGCUCCGGGUUUCACGUGGGUCCUGAUUGCUCCUCGUCUCCGGCUAUACCUCAGGCACCUCCACCUGGACCCUCAGCACGGUGCCCUGGCCCGGGGUCGUCAACUGCCCUGUCCGGGCAAGGUCAGCACGUGGCUCCCGCGGGGCGAGGUGGCAGCGGUGCCUCGUGCUUUGCCACCACUGUCCCCUCUCCCUCGUGCUUCUUUCUUACAUCUUUUUACUGCAAAGCUGUUAGACUUUCUAAAUGUCUAACAGGUCGUUCACUGCCUAUUUUUCAUACAUCUGGUGCUGCCUUUUUGUAAAACUAGUCAGGACUUGGUUGAGCUUGAAAGAAAAAAUCUCUGGGGAGACACCAAAGGGGCAGAACUUUUACAGGCACCAUGUGAACCUGGAGAGCCAGGUCUUCACAGCCUCGGUGCUUGUGGGGCCAGAGGGGCCUGGGCAUUGGAGGGAGUUAGGAAAAGCCCGUGUCUUUCCACCCUUCCAGAGCCCCUGCCGCAUCUGGAGAUGUUCUGACGAGAGGUGGCAGUAAAGGAACAGGAGGGUGGGCCCCAGGUCAGGAGGCAGAACUUCCCUUCUGCGCUGUAGAGGGGACACCACAGCCAGCACUUCCACUGUCCAAAUGUGCGGUUUUUACCACCGUUCAGAUCGACUGCCUUGUGACGGUUUCUCCUUUUUUUCUUUAAAUAAAUAACUGCUCUGCUCUCAGUGCACACCUUGGUCUCGAGAGCAGAGCCACGAGGAUA